UCAUCUUUUGUGUUGUACCAGUUGUGAAUGCCACUGAAUCGGCUUUUGAAAACUGUGUGCGAAUCUGUGCGGCGUUUCAGCUCGCGGAAAAUGGAUGAUCUGCAGGUCAAGAUUGGUCCGUCCAUUCUAAACGCGGACCUCGGGGAUUUGGGGAACGAGUGCGUCCGCAUGAUGGACUCUGGGGCGGACUAUUUGCAUCUCGACGUUAUGGACGGGCAUUUCGUGCCGAAUCUCACCUUUGGACAUCCCGUCGUCAAGUGUCUGCGUGGCAAGGUGCCCAAGGCCUUCUUCGACCUCCACAUGAUGGUCUCGAAUCCUCACGCUUGGGUCGGGCCUAUGCAAGACGCGGGAGCUGAUCAGUACACAUUCCAUUACGAAGCCGCGUCGGACGACGUUUUGGGCCUGGCGAGGCGAAUAAAGGAGACGGGCAUGAAGGUGGGCGUUGGAGUAAAGCCGGCGACGGACGUCGACGUCAUUUUGCCGCUCCUCAACUCGGACUUGAUUGACACGGUGCUCAUUAUGACUGUGGAACCCGGGUUCGGAGGGCAGAGGUUCAUGGAAGACAUGAUGCCGAAGGUGUCGGCGAUUCGAUCCAGAUUCCCGCUCAUUAACAUUGAAGUCGACGGUGGCGUCGGGCCGAACAAUGUCGACGUUUGUGCCGAGGCUGGGGCAAACAUGAUCGUUUCCGGAACAGCUAUAAUCAAAAGUGACGAUCCUUCGCAAACGAUUCGUCACAUGAGAGCCGUUGCACAAGAUGUGAUAAAUAAGGGUUCCUUGGAUCGCUGAAGUUGAAGCUCACAGCGUCGAAUGAACGAAGACCAUUUGAGAUUAAUUAAUUCUUACUCGUGGUGUACCAAAGACCAUGAAGCCGUGGUUCCAGGGUAAACUUUGCUAUUCCGAGCAGAAAAUGCCUUUUUCAAAGAUAUGCUAUUGGUGCAGAGCCUGUGCAUAAUGUGAUGGUGGAGUUGUCGGAUUUUUUUCUUUCGGGUGAGUGCGCAAUUUAUUCAAGGCGUGGAGGAUUGAAUUGAUGAUUGAGAAUGAUCGAAUGAAUGAAUGUUCGUCUACUCCGAGGAA
Notodromas monacha is the source of this 1074-nucleotide messenger RNA. Lineage: Eukaryota; Metazoa; Arthropoda; Ostracoda; Podocopida; Cyprididae. The record is from the annotation of a GenBank genome assembly.